CGCAUGCGCAAGGUAAGUGCAGCGGCCAGGGGCGUCACCGCUGGACAUGCUGGGGCUGGGCGGUUUCUGGCUCUUGUGGCGGCGACCUCCUGCAGCGGGGGUCCCAGCAAGGAACCUCCGCUUCAGGAAGGUCGCCUCCGGCGUCUCUCCCCCGGGCAGCACCUCGCCCAGAGCCCUAAAUAUCUUCGACCGGGAUUUGAAGAGGAAACAGAAAAACUGGGCGGCCCGGCAGCCUGAGCCGAUGAAGUUUGACUACCUGAAGGAGGAGGUUGGAAGUCGGAUUGCAGACCGUGUGUAUGACAUAGCCAGAAAUUUUUCCCUUGCUUUGGAUGUUGGUUGUGGAAGAGGUUACAUAGCACAGCAUUUGAAUAAGGAAACUGUUGGAAAGUUUUUCCAAGUAGACAUUGCAGAAAAUGCUUUGAAAAAUAUCUUAGAAAUGGAAAUUCCUACUGUUAGUGUUUUAGCUGAUGAAGAGUUCCUUCCCUUCAGAGAAAAUACAUUUGACCUGGUGGUUAGCAGUUUAAGCUUACACUGGGUGAAUGACCUUCCUAGAGCGCUUGAACAGAUUCAUUACGUUUUAAAACCAGAUGGAGUAUUUAUUGGCGCAAUGUUUGGAGGUGACACACUCUAUGAACUUCGGUGUUCGUUACAGUUAGCAGAAACAGAAAGGGAAGGAGGAUUUUCUCCACACGUUUCUCCUUUCACUGCUGUCAAUGACUUAGGACAUCUGCUUGGGAGAGCUGGCUUUAAUACACUGACUGUGGAUACUGAUGAAAUUCAAGUUAACUAUCCUGGGAUGUUUGAAUUGAUGGAAGAUUUACAAGGGUGGUGGCAGGACUUGGGGUACAGAUGGAACCUGAAUCAGGUGCCAAUCCUCUGAUGAAUGAGAAGAGGGACUGGGAGCCUGAUGUCUGUGUCUGACAGCAAGCAGGAGUGAGAGAGGAUGAUGGCCAAAUAGUGUGGGUCUCACCUUGUUUUUGACAAGUUAGAGACAAAAUGGCCUGGAAGAGGCUUUGAGGAGCAACAAGGAUACAAACCCUUACCUCCCAAUUCUGAAAGAGGUAAGGUACGCAGAUACACACAUCUGCCACAGAGUGGGCUGCUGGAGAAGUGAUUUUCUCCAAGGAGAGCUUUGACUUGCCUAAGAAAUUAUGAGCUUUUACUUUUUAUUACCCAAAUGGCAUAGGCAGCUUUGCUGAAUGAAGGAAGCUGAAGCGAUUAAAGGUGUGUUCGUUGAAACCAGAACUGUGCUUACCUAGGGGAACCUUAAUCUGGAUCCUGAAAAAUGAAGAUGAUUUAAGCAAGAGGCUUAUAAGACUAAAUAGCUUGCAGUUAUUUAUAGAUUUAUAGCUUUUCUUAAACGCUAUUGCAGUUGCUUCUCUCAGUAGUCCUCUGGUAACUAUUUAUCUCUGUAUUACAAGUGAUGAAUAUGAGGCCCAAAGGGAACACUUGCCUGUUAAUGGCAGAAUUAGGCCAAACUCUUGCCUUCUUGACUCCUGCUCUGCUAGUCUCUUACCUGACCCGACUUCUUUGGGCUGCCCAUUUAUAACAGUCCGUUUUACCCAUCAUCCAGCCUCCUCUGAGAAUGGCACUUCUGUUGGCUUUACAAGGAGAAAGGUAUGUAGCUGAAAACUUACUACUGUAGUCACUCUUCGUUCAUUAUAAUUUAAUACAGGAUUGGCAGCUUAUAGCAUGUGUGCUUGAGAUGACAGGGGAUCAGUGAUAAAUCACACAUUCCCCUCCCAAGCAUUGCCCCAAACACUUGGCUUCCCAUGACAUAAUCACGGAGUCCCUUCAUCCAAAGACUUGAGAGAUGGUGGUGGGUCGAUGAUGUAUCAUUCAGACUCUAAUGAUAAAAAUAUUUCUCAAAUGCAGCAUUUAUUUUUAUUCUGCUAUAUAAUAAAUGCUAUGCUCAUGAUUCAUUUCAAGAGAGAAGCAAGAGACUAGAAAUUAGAUGCAUCAGUUGGAAAAGGUUACUACCCACUGAUUUAAAAAUAUAGAACUUACUCUGUGCUGGGUGCAGUUCUGUGAUAUUUUCUGAUACCCUAAUUUUACAAAUGAGCAAAUAGAGACAUUGAGAAGUUAGGUAUCUUGUUCAUGGUCACACCGGAACUGGAAUUAGGAUUUGAAUCCAAAGUCCAAUACUGCCUACUUGAUCUCUGUGCAUUUUUUUUUUUUAUUGAAGUUAGCAUAGUAAAAUGCUCUAAUCUUACAUGUAUAGUUGCUUGUAUUUUUAAUCACUAUCCAGACAAGGAUUAGAACAUUUCCAGCCCCCUCAGAAGGUUACCUCAUGCCACUAUCCAGUUGAUAACCCCUGCUUCCCCCAAGGGUUUUAAAUAGGUCAUCUAUUUUGAGGACCUGUUGCCUAAUAUUUACCUUGAGAGGCUUUGCCAGUGCUUCUCUUAUUUUUACUGUUAAGCCUUUUACAUAAAUCAUAUAUUUUAGUCUUUGAAUCUCUUAUCCUUAGGAGGAUUAAGAAGAAUUAUGUAAAGAUAACUUGUAAAAGUGAUAUUUAACGAAGUAGAUAUAAACAUUAAAUGGUUGAUUUUAUAUUCAUUCACUUACCAUUUAUUGAACAUCUACCAUGUGCCAACUAUUGAGCCAGUGAUGAAAAUACAUAGUUCCUUAUCUCAGGGAGCUUGUGCUGUAGUAGAGACAUAGAGAUAAAGAGAGAGACAUAGGCAUUUAACUGUAAAAUGAGAUAAUUGUGUUUGAAAGUAUAGGGAAAAACAGAAUCCCUAAAUCUGCUUAGGGUAUCAGGGAUGCUUUUGUAGAAGAGGCAGGACCUAAGCUAAAAUGAGUUUGCCAGGAGAGUGAGUGAGUGGUACAGGUUUGGGGCAUUGCCUUCCAAGCCAAGGGAAUGGUCCGUGUAAAAUCAUGGAGAUGCUUCCUUCACUUUCCUAAUUAAGAAACUCUACAGUAAUUCUGUAUCGCUUGAAUAUGUAGGGUGGUGAGAUGAUAGGAAAUGAUGCAGGAUAGUCCACCAGAGGCCUCUAGAUUUUAUCAGGUGAGCCUGGUACUGUGGGUGGAGAAUUUCAUGUGAAGGAGAGAGUGUCAGAUCACUGUGUUAAAAAGCUCACCCUCGGGUGCCUGGGUGGCUCAGUUGGUUAAGCGACUGCCUUUGGCUCAGGUCAUGAUCCCAGAGUCCUGGGAUCGAGUCCCGCAUUGGGCUCGCAGCUCAGCAGGGAGCUCAAAUAAAUAAAUAAAUAAAUAAAAUCUUUGGGGCGCCUGGGUGGCUCAGUUGGUUAAGCAACUGCCUUCGGCUCAGGUCAUGAUCCUAGAGUCCUGGGAUUGAGUCCCACAUCGGGCUCCCUGCUCAGCGGGGAGUCUGUUUCUCCCUCUGAUCCUCCCCCUCUCGUGCUCUCUGUCUCCCAUUCUCUCUCUCAGAUAAAUAAAUAAAAAAUCUUAAAAAAAAAGCUCAUCCUCCAGCAUUGUUCAUAAAGCAUACUCUAUGAGGAAGGUAAAACUAGAGCUAAUAUAGUUCAUCUCUCUUGUUACACAUGAGUAAACUGAGGCAUAGAGAGAAAUCAAGUAACUUGCCCAAGUGAUCUAAGUGAUAGAGCCAGGAUUUAAGUCCAGUGUAGCAGCCUAACUCAGAUCCUGAAAUCUCAACCACUCUGCCUUUAAAAGGUCAGAGGCAGCUGAGAUGGGAAGGAGAGUGGUCCAGGGAUGAAUGGGGGGGGGCGGAGCUUGGGUGACUACCUCCAGGUGUGCUUUGCCUACUGGAACAUGGUGUUGCCUUCAAAUUGGUUUUUGCUAUUUUAUAUUGUUACACUUUUUUCUUGAUGGUUGUAGUGUUUCUCAUUUGAGCUGCCAUUGUUAUUAAUUCACAGAAAAAAGUCCAGAAUGUUGACCUAAU
Messenger RNA from Mirounga angustirostris (Northern elephant seal), 3859 nucleotides. It is a transcript of the gene NDUFAF5, whose product is annotated as NADH:ubiquinone oxidoreductase complex assembly factor 5. The transcript is spliced from 9 exons. Lineage: Eukaryota; Metazoa; Chordata; Mammalia; Carnivora; Phocidae. Gene Ontology annotation, cellular component: mitochondrion. Bases 47 to 880 code for a protein of 277 amino acids. Gene Ontology annotation, molecular function: S-adenosylmethionine-dependent methyltransferase activity. The record is from RefSeq and is a predicted model, not a curated record. Gene Ontology annotation, biological process: mitochondrial respiratory chain complex I assembly.